Aureococcus anophagefferens is the source of this 3340-nucleotide messenger RNA. RefSeq lists its product as hypothetical. The coding region runs from base 1 to 3321 and encodes 1106 amino acids. The record is from RefSeq and is a predicted model, not a curated record. NCBI's taxonomy places the organism in Eukaryota, Pelagophyceae, Pelagomonadales, Pelagomonadaceae. The transcript has 3 exons.
AUGGGCCGCGUCCCCUUCUUCCUCGUCGUCGUCGCCGCCGCGCGAGCCGACGAUGCCCCGCGCUGCGCCGACGACCCGUUCUGGAUCGCCGCGGACGCCGGCGGCCGCCGGCGCACCUGCGGCUGGGUGAGCCGGCGGCCCGACGCCGCGCGCUGCGCGCUCGCCGACGCGCGCGGCGUCGCCGCCUUCCGGUCGUGCUGCGCGUGCGCGGAGGUCCUGGCGCCCGUCCGUAAAACCGCGACGACGCUCUCCAUCACGACGACCCCGGAGGCCGUGACGUGCUCCGGCGCCGGCGCGCUCUUCGGAAGACCGGGCCCCAAGGCGGACCCGAUCGCGGGCUGCGCGGUCUCCGAGAGCGAGGCGCGGGCGCGCUACUACCCGCGCGAGUGGGGCACGGACGACGUCGUCGACGUCACCCUCCACCGCGACGGCGCCGUGUCGACGGCGAACCCCUACGGCGCUGUGGGCUUCGCGGCCUGGGCGACCGCAGGCGUCGUCUACGGCGGGUCAGAUGGUGCUGAAGUCGACGCCUACACCGCGGCGGACCUGGCCGCGUUCCUCGAAUCCGACGACGCCCUCGUCAUCCACGUGCGCGCGGACUUCGCGAUGCCCCAGGUCGUGCUCUACGACCGGAGCGACAAGACCGUCGAGGGCCACCGCCACACGUUGCGCUGGAGCGACGACACGGACUCCAAGUCCAUGUUCGUGUUCUGGGACUGCUGGAACAUCGUCUUUCGGGAGUUGCGGCUCGAGCAGGGCGAGGCCGACUCGCCGGGCGCGGACGUCUUCUACCUCCGCGGCGGCCACCACUUCCUCUUCGACAAGCUCACGUUCGACUACGAGGGCUGCAACACGGAGACGUGCGACGAGUCGAUGCACUUCCAGUCGCCCGUGACCUUCGUGACGGUCCAGCGCUGCCUCUUCGACACCUACAAGCAGAACAUGAACAUCAAGCACGGGAGCCGGCUCGGCAACUACGGCUACGACGACAAGUCCGCGCGGAUCACGUUCUACGAGAAUUUGUUUUUGAACGGCAACUCGCGGGAGCCCAAGAUCGACGUGGGCUGGGUCCACCUCGUGAACACGCUCUGGAUCGACGAGGACGCGCACAGCUACUACGGCAUCCGCGCGAUCGCCGAGGGCGACGUGCUGCCGGAGGUGCUCGUCGAGGGGGCCUACGUGGAGAACUUCGACAAGAUCUACUACCACGAGGAGGGCGGGCUCAUCGCCGAGGACUUUUGCAACGUCGACGAGUUCUCGCGGGACCGCGCGUCGACGCCCCGGGCCAAGGCCGACCUCUCGUGGUGCGCGCCCUACGACUACUACCGCAUGGACCCCUUCGACUGCCACGAGAUCGCGCGCGUCCGCGCGAACGCCGGGGCCGUCGUCGGCACGACGGGCGCGCCGUCGGCGUCGCCCGCGCCCUCGGCCGCGCCGUCGCGCGCGCCGUCCUACGCGCCGACGGCGCCGCCGACGCGCUACGCGCCGAGCCCGGGCCCGUCGACCUACGCGCCGACGGGCGUCGCCGCGCCCUCGCGCCCGCCGUCGGCGCCGCCCACGGUCGCCGCCGCGCCGUGGCACAAGCGGGGCGCGCCGUCGAAGGACUGCGCCUGGGUCGCGGACUACGCGCCGCGCUGCGCCGUCGUCGGCGACGACGGCUCGCUCGCCGCGGACGCCUGCGUUUCCUGCGGCGGCAGCGAGUGCGGCGGCCGGCCCUUCUACGACUGCGCGGACUGCCCGAGCCACUCGGCGCUCUACUACGACGACGGCCUCGGCUACUGGUUCGUCGGGCCCAACGGCUGCGGCUCGCAUACCGUGGCCAUGUACGCCGUCGACGGCGCGCGGAGCCCGGACCGCGUGGCCGUCGCGUGGCGCGAGUGGGACGGCGCCGGCUGGGCCGCGAGCGACGGGGCCGUGACGGCCGUCGGCCCCGCGCCGACGCGCGCGCCGUCGGCGUCGACGCCGCCGUCGCUCGCGCCGUCGGCGGCGCCGUCGCUGUCGCCGCGGCCGUCGGGCCUCCCGACGCUCCUGCCCGCGCCGUCGCCGACGACGGCCGCGCCGGCGCCCGCGCCGACGACGGCCGCGCCGUCGCCCGCGCCGUCGACGGCGGCCCCGUCGGCCGCGCCCUGCGGCGCCGUCGCCGUCGCCGGCUCGGACCGGUCCAUCCACGCGAGCCGAAUGGGGGUCUAUGUGUCUCGCGGCGACGCCUGCGCCGGCCGGCCCUUCUACGAGUGCCUCGACUGCGCGGGCGCCUCGGCGCUCUACUACGACGACGAGCUAAACUACUGGUUCGUGGGCCCCAACGGCUGCGGCUCGCUGACCGUGGCCAUGUACGUCGUCGACGCCGCGCGGUCGCCGGACCUCGCGGCGGCGACGUGGCGCGAGUGGGACGGGUCGGGCUGGUCGCUCUCGAACGCGACGCUGUCGUGCCUCCCCGCGCCGACGCCCGCGCCGAGCGCGGCCCCGACGCCGGCGCCCUCGACGGCCGCGCCGACCUUGUCCGUCGCGCCGACGUCGCCCGCGCCGAGCACGGCGCCGUCGUUUGGGCCGAGCGUGCUGCCCGCGCCGCUCCCGACGACGGCCGCGCCGUCGGCCGCGCCGUCGCCGCGGCCCUCCGCCGCGCCGGCGCCGGCGCCCUCGGCCGCGCCGUCGCCGGCGCCGUCGGUCGCGCCCGCCGGCAAGCCGAGCCGCGGCUGCGCCUACGUCGCGGGCAAGGCGUCGCGCUGCUCCAAGGAGGACGCCGACGGCGUCUCCGCCGCCGACGCGUGCGAGCGCGCGUGCGGGCGCUGCGACGAGCCGGCGGCGUGCGAGGACAGCGCGUCGUGGUACGCGAAGAAAGCCAAGAAGGACUGCGACUACGUCGCCGAGCAGCCCGAGGAGCGAUGCGGCAAGAAGGGCCUCGACGCCAUCCGCGCGAUCGUCGCCUGUCCGGCGGCCUGCGGCGCGUGCGACGACGACUGCGCGGACUCGGCGUCGUGGUACUCGAAGAAGAGCAAGAAGGACUGCGCCUACGUCGCCGCGGACCCGGGGAAGCGCUGCUCGAAGCAGGGCCAGGGCUCGAUCCGCGCCGAGGACGCGUGCCCCGCGGCCUGCGGCGCGUGCGACACGCCGGCGCCGUCGUCGGCCGCCGUCGACGCGGCGUGCGCGGACUCGUCGUCCUGGACCGAGGCGGGCCGGCCGAGCCGCGGCUGCGCCUACGUCGCCGACAAGCCGUCCGAGAAGCGCUGCGGCAAGGAGGACGAGUCCGGCGUGUUGGCUUCGGCCGCGUGCGCGGCCGCGUGCGGCGCGUGCGGGCCGCCGCCCGUCUCGCCCUUCGGCUAAAUAACCUGUGUCACGGUGA